AUGGCUUCAGGUUGUAAAAUAGAUGCCGGUCUUGCCUCGACCAAAAUCGUCAGUGACCCGGCGACGUUUGUCCUACAGAAGGAUCCAGCGUUCAUCGCCAAGAGAAAUGCUCUGUUCGAGGAGCUCUACAAGAAACAGCAGGAAUCCCUCAAGGAACUAGAGAGCAGUGAUAUAACGAUCCAAUUCGAGGUCAGGGAAGGCGAAGUUUUGACCCUCAACGGAAAGGCAUUCCAGACCUCACCUUACGAUUUGAUUUUGUCGGUUGAUAAGAAGAGAGCAAAGAAGAUUGUGGUCGCUCAGUACGAGAAUGACAGUGGAGUAAAGGACCUUCUCAUCGACAUUGAUGAACAUGAUGAAGCGGCUGAUUCGGAGUGGACUCUUUGGGACAUGACCAGACCAUUGGAAGGUUCAUGUCAUGUAAAAGUAUUGGACUUUGAUUCCGAGCUCGGGAAACACGUCUUUUGGCACUCUUCCGCUCACAUGCUAGGAAGUGCAUUGGAAACGUUUUACGGAGCAUUCUUGACCAUUGGUCCAGCCUUGUCAAGUGGCUUCUACUACGACUGCUUCAUGGGAACAAACACCUUGAAACCAGAAGAUGUAAAGGGAAUGAUUACCCACGUUGACAAAAUGAGUAUCUCAAACAAGCCAUUUGAACGUCUAAUUUGCACCAAGGAGGAGGCUUUGCAACUCAUGAGCUACAACCCAUUCAAAGUUGAUUUGAUCAAGAGGAAAAUUGCAGAUGGUGAAAAGACUGUAUGUUAUAGAUGUGGAGAUUUUGUCGAUCUAUGUAGAGGUCCUCAUGUUCCCUUUACCUCAUUUAUCAAGGGGGCAUCCUUUGAUAUUCUCAAGGCAUCCUCAUGCUACUGGCUAUCAAACUCUGAUGCAGACUCAUUGCAGAGAGUGUAUGGAAUUUCAUUCCCCGAGAAGGAUCAACUAAAAUCUUAUCAUGCCCGUAUUGAAGAAGCUAAGCAGCGCGAUCACAGAUUAAUUGGGACGCAGUUGAACCUAUUUUAUUUCGAUUCCGUUCACUCCCCAGGAUCCUGCUUUUGGCUGCCUAAUGGAGCAAAGAUAUACAACCGUCUGACAACCUUUUUGAGAGAUAACUAUCGGGUACGUGGCUAUCAGGAGGUUGUAACUCCAAACAUCUACUCCUGUGAUUUGUGGAGACAAUCUGGACAUUAUGAUAACUACAAGGAGAACAUGUAUACUUUCAUGUCUGAUGAUACUGAAUGGGGAAUGAAGCCCAUGAAUUGCCCUGGACACUGCUUGAUGUUCAAGCAUAUGAAUCUCUCUUACCGCCAACUACCACUUCGUUUGGCUGAUUUUGGUGUUUUGCACAGAAACGAACUCACUGGUUCACUCAGUGGUUUAACUAGAGUUAGAAGAUUCCAGCAGGAUGAUGCUCACAUCUUUUGCACUCAGGAUCAGAUCAUGGAUGAAGUUUUGGAUUUGAUCAACUUCAUUGGCAAAGUAUACUCCCUCUUCAAUUUUAGAUAUGAAUUCAAGUUGUCAACUAAACCUGCAAAGGCUCUUGGUGAUGAAAAACUCUGGGAAAUUGCGGAAGCGUCCCUGACAGAAGCCUUGAAUAGGUCUGGGAACAAAUGGACUCUUAACCCCGGAGAUGGUGCAUUUUACGGCCCAAAGAUCGACAUUGUUCUCUUUGACUGCUUGGAUCGUGAACAUCAGUGCGGUACCAUCCAACUGGAUUUCAACCUACCAAUUAGGUUCAACCUUGAGUACAGGGACAAGUCGUUUGAUGAAACAGCGAAUUCUGCAACAGAAAAAAGCGAAAGUGGUUUGAGGAAUGGGUUUUCUAGGCCAGUUAUCAUACACAGGGCAAUUUUGGGCUCUAUUGAACGUUUUAUUGCCAUUGUUUUGGAGCAAACAAAAGGUAAACUCCCAUUCUGGCUCUCUCCAACCCAAGUUUUGAUCAUCCCAAUCUCCGAUAAGCAUUUGGAUUAUGCAGAUUUCGUGUACAAUACGUUACUCAGCAAGGGAUACAAUGUCGAAGUCGACAAGACCACAAACACAAUGAACAAAAAGAUAAAGUUUGGCCAACAGCAACGCUGGAACUACAUGGCCAUUGUCGGAGAUCGCGAAAAGGAAGACAAGACAGUCUCGUUACGCCCGCUGGACACAGACGCCCAGCAGGUCAUGACCAUUGACGAACUACUAAAGCUCCUCGAGAGUCACAAUCUUAGUGUUGUCUAA
Theileria equi strain WA is the source of this 2211-nucleotide messenger RNA. RefSeq names its product threonyl-tRNA synthetase, putative. The record is from RefSeq and is a predicted model, not a curated record. Lineage: Eukaryota; Apicomplexa; Aconoidasida; Piroplasmida; Theileriidae. Gene Ontology annotation, biological process: threonyl-tRNA aminoacylation. The coding region runs from base 1 to 2211 and encodes 736 amino acids. Gene Ontology annotation, cellular component: mitochondrion; cytoplasm. Gene Ontology annotation, molecular function: ATP binding; threonine-tRNA ligase activity. The transcript is spliced from 7 exons.